Messenger RNA from Macrobrachium nipponense, 3297 nucleotides. RefSeq names its product sushi, von Willebrand factor type A, EGF and pentraxin domain-containing protein 1-like. The transcript is spliced from 17 exons. The record is from RefSeq and is a predicted model, not a curated record. The coding region runs from base 433 to 2478 and encodes 681 amino acids. Lineage: Eukaryota; Metazoa; Arthropoda; Malacostraca; Decapoda; Palaemonidae.
AUUGAUUACACCCAGCCUCCUGCCGACCAGUUUGCUUGUUUGGUAGCUUCAGAUUGUCAGCCGACCGCCAAAUUGCCUUGCCUGACUGUCUCAAAGCAAAAUUCGACAUCCUUUGUGCAAAAGGUCCAGAGUUGUAAGAACGACACUUAUUAUGCUUGCCAGCUUCCAGGAACGUGCCCAGGCGACUUUUCCUUUCACAAUGGAUUUUGCUACAGGUUAAUACAACAUACAAACCAGAAGUUCACAGAUGCACUGAAAGACUGCGAGAGUAAAGGGUCGGCAUUGGCCUAUCCACAGUCGGUGGAUGAUCUCAAUUUUCUCAAAAAGCUGAUUCGGAUCUCCAUACAUAUAAACGCAAUUGAUAUACCUGUUACGAGAGUAUUGAUCGGGUUGAACAGCAUAUUCGAGGACUGGUCGAGUGGAUAUGACUAUAUGCCUCAAGAUGAUAUCUUAGCUUUAGCAGGAGAACGUAUCCCUAGUAAGCCAUUCCGAUAUGCCACAUUGCCAGCAACCUUGAGAGGCGACGUGAACCUUACUGCAGUAGGUAAUGUUGUGGGUUCGGCCCCACAAAUCAGUUAUGCUGCCUGUCAGCUCUAUGGCCCCCGAGGUUGCUGGACUAACCCCCCGGUACUCGCCGAGACCACGUACCAGGAAUGGAAUGGCCAGUUAGAAACAGAUACAGUAGUUACGCACAAAUGCUUCCCUGGAUACUUCAUGAAUAACAGCAUCUCGAAAACCGAACAAAAGGUCACGUGCUGGGGUCAGUUGGGCGGAUGGGUGGCCCCCGAAGACGAGAUCUACAAUUGCACAAUUUUGGAAGUGUGUGGUUACAAUAGAUUCACCUGCAAUGGGUCUUUGCAUUCAGAUAUCUUGGUCUCUGAGGAUUUCCUAACACUAAAUUCCAGCAUCCAGUUUACAUGUCCACCUCGGAAGGCAAUGCCUGGAGGAGCUACAAGGAUGAAUUCCACCUGCAUCUAUGACCCCGUGGAAACGCCGCCCUACCGAUUUGAUCCUCUGAAUAUCCCUCCCUGCACUGUAUGCGUCGAGAACGUCAGCAUUGAUAAUGCCACAUCCGACUGGAUAAACACGAAAGAAUAUUCAGAGGGCAUGGAAGUGACUAUCACCUGUGAUGAAGGUUUCAUGAUAAGAAAUAAAAAUGGAAGCGCCUCCAAAACCUUCACAUUUAAGUGCGAUGCUCUAGGAUGGAACAUUGCCCUCAAGAGAAUCCGGUGUUUACCCGUAUGCAGCAGUCCACCCAAGCCUGGCUCCAACAUGUCUAUAAAUGUGACGAGUUUAUUUAUUGGAACUAACCUGACCUAUGUGUGUGAUGAAGGAACAUAUAUCCCUACCACUUUUCCGAACACUGUGAACUCCACCAGUGUCACAUGUGAAAUGGACAGAACCUGGAAUAAUUCACUGGGAUUAAAUGAGACAGAAUUGUACUGUGCUAAAAUUUGUUUUGAUGACCCUGUAACUUCGCCUUUCGUCAUCACCACUUGGGACAACGUCACUAGGACUGUCGGAACAAAGAUAAAUCUCCUUUGCCCGAAUGGGUUUCACUUCCCUGACCUCAGCAUCGUCAUUUCGGUCACUUGUGAAGUAGGAGGUUUAUGGACAAACUUAACAGAAGAUGAUAUCCUUUGCAGGAGAUAUACUGAGUCCCCACCAGCACCACCCAACGGUUCUGUGUAUCAUCAUCCUCCCAGGCCCUACUGGGAGGGCAUUGCACUGAACUUCACUUGUUCUGAUGGCUAUAUUUCCAAGGAUGGAAAAAACACGACUUCAGUAACCUUCAACGGCACCGAAUGGGUUCCUUUUGAUCCUGACUUCAUUUGUUUACAAUAUUGCGGAGAGCCAGUCCCGGCCGAAGACCCGGUGAUGAUGACCUUCAAUGGUACUACAGCAGUUGAGGGCGACAUGAAUUUUUACAUUUGUCCACUAGGCUUUGAAGGGGGUCUCAUGAGUGUAUCCUCCACAUGCAAAGAUGGAAACUGGACACUUACUGACAUACCCCUCUGCAGAAUGUGCGCAGACCCUGUACCACCACCCGAGAACGUGGUACUCAUUACGGACGGGAUUUUUGAGUACGGCGCGAAGGUGACUUACUUGUGUCAGGGGGAGUAUGGAAAUGGAGCAAAGGAGUUAGAGAGCACCUGCGUCGAUGGAACUUGGGACGUACAGGAAGUUGAUCAGUGUUAUUUGCACUGCAUAAUGUAUUCUCACAAAUCAGGUGCACAGAAGCGGAAAGAAAAACAGGCUAGGGAAGAGGCUGUUUCAAAGUGUGCAAGAACAUUAUUUGAAGUGGGUGUUAAGAAAAUAGACACAAUAGACACUAAUGUAGAAGAACAGAAUAUCUUGCCCUCAUCCUCAGAGUCAGACCCCUCAACUUCACAGUCAUUAGUCCAGGAUGCCCAACAGGAAGCCGAAUCCGAUGUAAUAAAUGCAGAACCCAAGACACUGAACAACAAAGAGAUAUAGGUUUGAUCCCUGAUAGGCCAUCUCGAGUGCAGAUUGAAGAUUUUGUUAGACAGGGCCCUCAGCCAAUACCAAGUCAAAUAGCUUCAGAUGAUAAGGGUAACAGUUUCCCUUAUACAGUUUUGAAAGUUCAGAGACCAAAUGGUGAAACUGGAAAACGAGAUUGGCUAGUGUAUAGUCAGCGUAAAAGAGCACUUUUUUGUUUUCCUUGUCGACUGUUUAUUGCAGGAUGUACACAACAGCCAAAACACCUUCAAAUUUGGCUUCAUGUGGCAUUGGAAAACAAUCGUCAUGGAAAAAAACUUUAUAACCGCAUUCCAGAACAUGAGCAUACAAACUACCACAAACAGUGUUAUCUAGACUGGCGUCAGUUAGAAGCACGUUUGAAAGAGGAAUCUGGAAUUGAUGAUCAGUUACAGAGAUCAAUUCAGUCUGAGAAAAGUAAAUGGAAGCUAAUUCUAAAACGAAUCUUGGAUGUUGUACUGACUUUAGGAGAGCGAGGCCUUUCAUUUCAAGGAGAGUCUAGCAUGAUAGGUGAUACAAAUAAUGGAAAUUUUCUUGGUAUAAUUGAGCUGCUUUCUCGUUAUGAUCCCAUUCUUCAAGAUCAUGUAUCUAAAGUGAGAGAAGCUCAGAAGGAUGGGAAGCGUCUUCAGGCUCAUUAUCUUUCCUAUUCGUCACAAAAUGAAUUCAUUCAAUUAUGUGCCGAAAAGGUUAAAGACUGUAUUCUUAAUGAGCGUGAUCAGGCCAAAUAUUAUUCAAUAAUGGUUGAUGCUACCCCGGAUAUGUCACAUACUGAACAAAGUACAUUCAUCCUGAGAUACC